Molecule: messenger RNA, 672 nt
Organism: Anopheles nili
Lineage: Eukaryota; Metazoa; Arthropoda; Insecta; Diptera; Culicidae
Product: glutathione S-transferase 1-like
Exons: 2
Coding region: 1-672 (223 amino acids)
Biological process (GO): glutathione metabolic process
Molecular function (GO): glutathione transferase activity
Source: RefSeq, a predicted model, not a curated record
AUGGAGCUGUUCUAUCAUCCUGCUUCACCGUACUGCCGCUCGGUGAUGAUGGUGGCAAAAGCGCUUAAUCUGCAGGUGAAAGAGCGCCCGAUCGACCUCAGCAAAGAUGAACAGCUGCAUCCGAGCUUUGUGGCCAUAAACCCGUUUCACUGCGUCCCGACGCUGGUUGACAACGAUCUGACACUUUGGGAAUCACGCGCCAUCUUGGUGUACCUCGUGGACAAAUAUGGGCGCACCAACAGUCGGCUCUACCCAAAAGACCCCAAGACUCGAGCCAUCAUCAACCAGCGGUUGUUUUUCGAUCAUCAAACGCUCGCAGCACGGCUCGAAGAUUAUUACUACAAGAUGUACUUCGAAGGAGCGCCACCAGGGGGCGCUAAACUAGAACAGCUCGAGGAAGCGCUCAGUCUGCUGAACGGGUUUCUCAUUGCAAACGCGUACGCCGCUGGUCCGAACUUGACACUGGCCGAUUACUGUCUCGUCGUGACGGUGGCCUCACUGGAAGUCCUUCAGCAUGACCUUGGGAAGUAUCCGGCUGUAGUUGCUUGGCUUGAAGCGUGUAAAGGACUCAUCACCGAUUACCAGGCGAUCAACGAGGACGGUGUAAGGAUGUAUCGGGAGUACUUCGAAGCGGGCAAAGUCGAUACCACCGGAACAGCUUACGGCGUGUAA